AUGAGGCGGCACCUCCAGCUCGUGCACCCUGCAAAAACACGCAAGGGGGCGAACAAUUUCACCGUAAGCCCCCCUGAGGCCCCUCCAAGCUGCACGAUCGGUUAUCGGGGGGGUGGGGGUUACUGUGUCUUUAAAGGGGUGUUGGUCGACGGAGAGGUAGCACAUAGGUUUAAUUUAGUCGCAAGGAACACGGAGUACGCUUCUUUUUUUUUUUUUUUUGCAAGGGUUGUUCACUUCCGAGAAAAGCAGUUGCCGCGCGUGCAACCUGCAACCAUGGGAGAAGAGGAGACUCGUCAGAAAUUGCUGCGCAAUGUGAAGAAAGAGGUGAAACAGAUCAUGGAGGAGGCGGUGACGAGGAAAUUUGUGCACGCCGACAGCAGCCACAUCGUUUCAUUCUGCGCUACCGUGGAGGCCUGUGUGCUGCACGGGCUGAAGCGGCGUAUCGCGGGACUGCUGUGCAGCAACAAGGUGGCGGCGCUCUUCAUGAAAGUGGCCAAAAGCUUCACGCCUGCAGAGCAACUUUGCCACAAGGUCCAAGAGCUGGAGCAACUGAUCGAAAACAGCAAACAGAACAAUUCCUCACAGGGCAACAACGACUGCGGCCGACAGACCAAGUUGAACAACCUUCCACCUCAAGCCCUCAAACAUUUGUGGAUCCGAACGGCUUUACUGGAGAAGCUACUGGAUAAAAUCAUCCUGUAUUUGGUGGAGAACUCCAGCACGUUUUACGAGAAAGAAGCCAUGCUGAUGGAUCCUGUGGAUGGACAAAUUCUUGCAUCACUAUUGGUCGGUCCCUGCGCGUUGGAGUACACCCAAGUCAAGACCGCCGACCAUUUCUGGACGGACCCAUCAGCUGACGAGCUCGUACAGAGGCACCGCAUCCACAGUGGCCACUGUCGACAGGAUUCUCCCUCCAGGAGGCCUGCCUUGAUUCAAAAGAGGCAGUCCAGUGGCAGCAUGGACGACCGCCCUCUGGUGUGGGCGAGAGAGUACGUGGAAUCCCUGCACCAAAAUUCCAGAGCCACGCUGCUUUUUGGCAAGAACAAUGUCCUGGUGCAGCCGCGGGACGACAUGGAGGCCAUUCCCGGCUACCUCUCCCUGCACCAAACGGGAGAGCUGAUGACACUCAAAUGGACGCCCAAUCAGCUCAUGAAUGGCAACGUGGGGGAGCUGGAUUCUGAGAAGAGUGUUUACUGGGAUUACGCCAUGACGAUUCGUUUGGAGGAGAUAGUCUAUCUCCACUGUCACCAGCAAGUUAACAGUGGCGGAACCCUGGUGUUGGUCAGCCAGGACGGUAUCCAAAGGCCCCCUUUGCACUUCCCCAAAGGGGGCCACCUGCUCCAGUUUCUCACCUGUCUGGAGACGGGCCUCCUUCCUCACGGUCAGCUGGACCCGCCGCUUUGGAACCAGAGAGGAAAGGGAAAGGUUUUCCCCAAAUUGCGGAGGAGGAGCCCGCAUAGCUCAUGCGACUCGGUGUCUGAUAAAGAGGAUGACGAGGCCACGGAUUACGUGUUUCGGAUCCUCCUUCCUGGCAAUCAAAUGGAGUUCAUGCCCUUAGAGCUGAUAGACCAAGGUAUGAAUAUGUGGCAACCGCCACCCAGGAAGUCCUCUGGCUCUUCCUGCUCUCAGACCGGAUCAUCCGAUAGCUCCUUGCCGAGUGGCUGCAAUCAGGAAAGGGCUCCUCUGAAGCUCCUCUGUGACACCAUGAAGUACCAGAUCAUCUCGCGUGCAUUCUAUGGAUGGCUGGCGUAUUGCCGUCACCUGUCCACCGUUCGCACCCACCUCUCUGCUCUGGUCAACACCACCAUAGUCUUCUCUAAAGUGCCCUCGGAUGCGCGGGAAGGUCUCUCUGCCGACGUCUGGGCCACGUUUCUCAAUGACAGCUCUGCCUACGAGGAGCUUGAGAUACACAGACUGGUCUAUUUUGGAGGCGUGGCACCUUCACUGCGCAAGGAAGUCUGGCCCUUCCUGUUGGGACACUACCGGUUCACAAUGACAAAGAAAUCGAGGCUUGAGAUUGAUGAGCAGAUGCGUCUCAUGUACGAGCAGAUCAUGAAGGAAUGGCGAGGCUGCGAGGCCAUCGUGCAGCAGAAGGAGCGGGAGAAACACGCGGAAGCCCUCGCCAGGUGUUUGUCCGGCAACAGUGUCGAGCGAGCGCCGGUGGUGGAGCAGGACUCCACCAUUAGCACAGAUUCAUCUCUAUGCAGCAGCUCAGAUCCGCACAACACGCACUCACAAAGUGACUCCAGUUGUAGUGCACCGGUGUUUGCAUCAGUCGAUACUGUGGAUCCCCCAGAGAUGAGGCCUGAAGGAGUGCAAACGGAGCACGAGAGUACAACAAAGGGCAUCUCAGCUGCUCCCUCGGUGUCGAGCAACCCAUUCUGUGAGAAUGUAUCGAAAGCAUCACCAGCUUGCGACAGCUACCUUCUUUUAACGGAGCCCGCUUGUAUAUCUGCAACCUCUCAGCAGUCUGCGAAGGCAUCGGGCAUCUUGAGUGAGGCAUCGACAGCCGAAUCACUGCCAGGGAUAGUCAAGGUGCUUGAGUCAGUGCCAAAGGAGAGCCUAUUAGCGAGUGAAAAGAUGGAGAGGAACGAAGCCGAGGAGAAACCUGAAAACACAAAUACCGCAAAUGCAUUCAUUGAACGAAGAGCGCCACCGGACAAUACCGAUGUUAUUAAGCUGGAAAAAGAGAUUCAGAAUGAGUAUUUCCAAGCCCCACCACUCGGACAGACCCUUCAAGCACAAAAUAGACACGAUCAAGAAAAUGAUCCAUCUGAAAAAAACAAUAUCACAACCAUCGGGAGAGAUCCAGGGACUUCUGAAAAAGAAGAAGCAUUUGACAGCCUGCGCUCGCAAUUGUUGACGGCCUGUCUCUUGGAGGUAGACAAUGCAGAGUCGGCGGAUUCGGGAUCGUCUGAAGCCAGAACUCUGUCGGGCUGCACAAACUCACCGGUCAGGCAAGUACUCGAUGCUCUCCAGUCGGCAUCCCGCGGGAGCCUUUCUCUAUCGUCCCAUACUUGGCAGUCCCCGGAUUCCGAUGACUCUCCUUCCGCUCUGGAGAUGGAGGACAUUCCUUCCGGGGUGGCUUGCGUAAACCUCGAAGAACUGAACACCAGGCCCUUGACGAUACUUGCGGCCCCGCCUGCGUGUCUGGCUCAGAGAGCCAAGCUGGCAUGCGAGGAUCUCGUGGACACCGCUUGCAACACCAGUCCUGAGGACACCGACCAAGGGCUGUCUGAAGAUGAGCCCGAUGCGGCAAACCCGUUUUCCGCACCAGAAUCUGCUAAGGUGGUCGCAGAGUCCAUACGGGAAGACUCGUCGGCUCAACAAAUCUACUCUCAAGAGACCAUGGACAUGUACCUAAUCAACUUGCAUCGCAUUGACAAAGACGUCAGACGUUGCGACCGCACGUAUUGGUACUUCACUCCAGAAAAUCUGGACAGGCUGAGGAAUAUCAUGUGCAGCUACGUGUGGCAACACUUGGACACGGGUUACGUCCAGGGCAUGUGCGACAUACUAGCUCCCCUGCUGGUUAUCCUGGACGACGAGGUGAUGGCGUUCAGCUGCUUCACCGAACUGAUGAAAAGGAUGAACCAGAACUUUCCUCACGGGGGCGCCAUGGAUUCUCACUUUGCCAACAUGCGCUCGCUCAUUCAGAUCCUGGACUCUGAGCUGUUUGAGUUGAUGCAGCAGAAUGGCGACUACACCCACUUCUACUUCUGUUACCGAUGGUUCCUACUGGACUUUAAAAGAGGUGAGGCGUCAACCCGAACGUGGGGCAGGAUCCUUCUCAAGCUAACAGCAUUUUUUUUUUUGUUCUAUCGAGAAAUGGUGUACGAUGAUGUUUUCUCCGUGUGGGAGACCAUCUGGGCGGCGGCGUACACCACUUCGGAGCAUUUUGUGCUUUUCAUCGCACUGGCGCUGGUGGAAAUGUACAGGGACAUCAUUUUGGAGAACAACAUGGACUUUACUGACAUCAUCAAGUUUUUCAACGAAAUGGCCGAGCGACAUGACAUCCCACGGGUCCUCACAAUGGCUCGAGAUUUGGUCCACAAAGUGCAGACGCUCAUAGAAAACAAGUGAAUCUGGACUCUGUUCUUCAUCUGCCAUUUCUGUUUUUGAGUAUCAAGUUAAAAAAAAAGUGUUAAAUGUAGUAAGGGUCUUAAGUGGUUAAACCUGAUUGUCAACUGAAGAUUUUCAGUCGCUCCCGUCACUACUGAGAGGUAAAGGCCAGCAGAUUGAUUCUUGAGUGUUAAUGUUCACCUUGUGAAUGUACCUGUGUUGAAACAGCUUCAGGAUGUUAAUUUUGCCUUAAAUGUUUCCAUCUUUCAGGGAUACAAAGCGUAAUUUGAAGGCAUACCUUCCGAACGGCAUCUAACGCUGAGCUGGUUUUGAUCAGCAUACCUGUAAAGAAAAAAAAUAGGGGUGGGGACAAGCGAUGGCUGUGUGUGGCCAAGAUGUGUGCCACUGGUUGCCAAUUUGUCUUUCAAUAACUUCUGUUGGCACCCGUCUUGAGUUUGGAGAAGAUCCUUGGUGCUUUAAAUUUUUUUGGGUUCUGUUCUGGUACCGCUUGUCUGCAAAAAACAUCAUUCCGCAAUUGUCAUUUUGGUACUCGCUUGCCCUUUGAACAGUUUCAAUUGAGAUGAACGUCGACAAUUCAUUUUGAGACUGCUCACUUUGUGCUGUACAGCGUAUUCGUACAUUGACAUGCCAUUUUCACAUCUUUUCAGCUGCUCUUUGAGAUGUUUCUGGUUUUAAGGUCAACUUACCUUUCACUGGUAGCUUCGCAGUGGUUUGUGGCCAUACAGUUACAUACAUAUGAAUCCUUGUUUGAUAGCACCAGUGUUUCAUAUUCAUUCGUUGUCGCCAUGUGUUCCUCUGAAACACACCCCAUGUUGUUGGCUGCUGUGCCCCCCCCAAAAAAAAAAUCGCUAAUCCAAUGUGAGACCCAUUGCACCUUUUAAAUCCUGCACAUUUAUCAAAUGCAAUACAGUGUCUAUACGUGGGCUUUAUCUGACCAUGAACGGAGUUCAGAAAAAAAAUAUUCCAUUGAAGACAAAUUUUAUUGUUUUCCUGUCUUAAAAAUGUGACUUGUUAGAAUAUAUUGUGAAUUAAAAUAUUAUAUUUUGCA
Messenger RNA from Hippocampus zosterae (dwarf seahorse), 5131 nucleotides. It is a transcript of the gene sgsm1b, whose product is annotated as small G protein signaling modulator 1b. NCBI's taxonomy places the organism in Eukaryota, Metazoa, Chordata, Actinopteri, Syngnathiformes, Syngnathidae. The transcript has 24 exons. Gene Ontology annotation, biological process: activation of GTPase activity. Bases 1 to 4083 code for a protein of 1360 amino acids. The record is from RefSeq and is a predicted model, not a curated record. Gene Ontology annotation, molecular function: GTPase activator activity.